GAGCCUGCAGAGCAGGAGUAGUGACACACACUCUCCUUCUCCCUCUCUCCCUCUCUCUCACACACACACACUCGGAGAGGCCAGUGAGUUGGGUUGAGUGCUGAAGAUGAGGCCGGUUCUGGUUCUGCUUGUGCUGGGGCUGAGUUUGGACCUGGUUGCCGCUCAACAGCAGGCCCUCAUGGACUACCUGGAGAGACGCUUACAAGCCAUAGAGGACCGCAUCUCUCUGUGGCACGAGCAGACGUCGCGCUAUGCGGCGGAGCUGCGUGAGGUGAAGGUGCAGAUGGCGGGUCAGCUGGAGGCGCUGGACAAGAGCCGUGAGUCGCUGCGGACGGAGCUGGACGCCGUGGCGCGCGUGGGCCGCGUGGAGCGCGAGAUGGACUACCUGGACACGCAGAAGGACUCGCAGCCCUGCGUGGACGUGGACGAGAGGCUGGUCGAGCAGCAGGUCAUCGUCGCGCAGCAGAAGACCAAGAUCAAGUACGCCAAGCUCUCAGGCUGUAAGGACGUGAUGGCGAGUGUGAAGGGGAUGAAGAUCCUGAAGCGGCUGGGCGACUCUACAGGUAUGUGGACUAAGGACAUGAGCACGGGCGCGGGGAAGGUGUACGUGUUCAACGGCUCGUCCUCCGACACACUCCUCCAGUUCGGCUCCGUGCGCGACUUUAGCUCCUCCCAGGGCACCGCCCUGGCCACGCCCCUCAAGCUCCCCGGCCAAUGGAGCGGCAGCGGCCACGCCGUCUACAGAGGACACGCCUACUACAUGGAGGACUCGUCAGAGCUGCGUCUGCUGAAGGUGUCUCUGUCCGACGGCUCUCUGAUUGACAGCUCUGUGCUGCCGCUGCCCGAUCUGGUCCCAGCGUACGCGCUGACGCCGGACACUAGCGUGGACUUGGCGGUGGACGAGGAGGGCCUGUGGGCGAUCUACGCCACGCGUGCCACCCAGCGCCACCUCAGCCUCGCCAAGCUGGACGCCGGCACCCUGGCACUGCUGCAGCUCUGGACCACGCCGUGCCCGCGCGACAACGCAGAAGCCGCCUUCGUGGUGUGUGGCGCGCUGCACGUGGUCUACAACAGCCGUCUGCCCGGCCGCUCGCGCGUCCAGUGUGUGUACGACGUGGGCGACCUGCAGCCGGCCGACGAGGCGCCGCUCGCCUACUUCCCCCGCCGCCAGGGGGCGCACUCGAGCAUCAAGUACAGCCCCCACGAGAAGCUGCUCUACGCAUGGGACCAGGGCUACCAGAUCCUCUACAAGCUCACCAUGAAGAACAAGCUGGAAGUGUAGCGCGCACACACACACACACAUGCACACACACACACACACACACACACACACUCACGCACGCACACACACACACACACACGCACACACACACACACAAGCUGCUCUACGCAUGGGACCAGGGCUACCAGAUCCUCUACAAGCUCACCAUGAAGAACAAGCUGGAAGUGUAGCGCGCACACACACACACACAUGCACACACACACACACACACACACACACACACACACACACACACACACACACACACACACACACACACACGCGUGCGCACACACACACACACACAUACACACACACACACACACACUCAUACACACACACACACACACUCACACACACUCACACACACACACACACACACACAGGGGUUAAAUUGGGAUUGGUUAUGUGGGGGGGCUCUGCCCCGUACCCGCCUCCGGCCUGCCCAAAUAUACAUUUGUAAAAUACCCUCUAAUUUGAUAACCAUACCAUAUUGCCCCCAUACCGUAUUGUUAUUGUUUAUUAUUGUGUAUAUUGUUUUGAAGAAAAUUCUGUGGGGGUCUGGGGGUGUUAUUUGCUACAUUCUAGUGCAUUUUAAUGGGUCGUUAGUUGACUUUACAGAGGUAGGUUGAGCCAUAUUUAAAAUCUUGUCACAAUGUUAAGGUGAAAAAUCAGCAUGUGGAGAAAUGUUCAAUAUGUUGGUGUAAAUAUUGAUCCCUCCACAAACAGACACACAUAAUUACUAGUAGCUAAAAAUGUUUUGUCAUUUGUGUACUGAUUUCAAGACUAUUACACUUAGUCAUAACUUUAA
Messenger RNA from Sardina pilchardus (European sardine), 2072 nucleotides. It is a transcript of the gene olfml3b, whose product is annotated as olfactomedin-like 3b. The record is from RefSeq and is a predicted model, not a curated record. Lineage: Eukaryota; Metazoa; Chordata; Actinopteri; Clupeiformes; Clupeidae. Gene Ontology annotation, biological process: signal transduction.